GAUAAUUAGUCAGAUGCCUAUUUAAGCAGCCGACAAGAGCAUGCAGCGGAUCUGCAUUUGACCGUUGAUUGCAGUGAUCAUGGAGAAGCUAUUGAAGCCUUUAACAGUCGUCUUUCUUGUCUUCGCCGUCCACGGAGUGAGGGCUGCUCGGCGUGUUGAUGCCAAUGUCCAUCUUCAAAACGCUCUGUACAAGCGGCAGCUUCAGAUGGCGGAUAUGACGUCAGACAUGUCCUGGCGACAACGUAGAGAAACAACUCCGAUUCCCAUAGCGGAACUUGACGAGGUGAUGGCCUUAGGUCCGAACUCAGCUCUAGAGGUCACGAGGUCAGUAACAACAGUCCAGGGCACAAGAUUGCUGCGUCUGCAAGAGACUUUUAAAGACAAGAUUGUUAACGACGCCGUCCUAACGGUGGAAACGGACAGCACAGGGCAACAUGUGUAUGACGCCAGUGGUGCUGUGUAUCAGGGUAUAGAGGACGACACAGACGGCACUGGAAACAUCGACAGUCAGACCGCAUUAGACAUCUGUGUUACCUUUAAUGAGGACGAUGCCAUUAUAGAUGACAUCAGCGAUGUUAAGACUGAACCCGAAAUAUUCUUCGACAAACAGAACCACGCCUACCCUGGGUAUUUAGUGCAGUACCUAGUACUCGGGGAGACCGAAGAGCGCCGGCCCUCGUGCAUUGUAGACGCACGUGACGGACGCGUUACUACGAGUUGGGACGCCCUCGACUCAUGCGACGAAUGUGUAGGCAAAGGCACGGGAGGGAAUCGCAAGAUCGGCAGGAUCCACUACGGGGAACUUCACAAAUGCCUGGACGUCAAACGUGUAAAUGACACGUGCUAUACAGAAAACAAAUACGUUAAAGUCAUUGAUAACAAUGGAUUGUUCAUUGAAAACGAAACGGAAUUGUACAACUUCAGUGAUGCCGCUACUUACGACUGCGAGGAAGCCACAGACCAAAUCAACGGCGCGUACUCACCCAUGCUGGAUGCUCUGUUUUACGGAACGGCUGUCGCGAGAAUGUUUGAGGACUGGUACGACACUACCCCGCUAGAUGGACAGAUAAUAUUGAGGGUACAUGUAGGUGUGAAUUUAUCUAACGCUUUCUGGAAUGGUCGAGAAACUCAAUUUGGUGACGGCGAUGAAUCGAUGCAUCCUCUGGUCAGUAUAGAUAUCGCCGGCCAUGAGAUUGGACACGGAGUUACAGAACAAUCUUCAGGGCUCUUGUAUUUUAACCAAUGGGGGGCUAUCAAUGAGGCUUUUUCAGACAUGAUGGGGGAAGCAUCUGAAGCUUAUCUGUGGAAGGCAGACUGGGUCGCCGGUUUCGACAUCAUAAAAAAAGGGCAAUCUCCACUGCGCUUUUUCGAAAACCCCACGGCUGACAACCGCUCUAUAUCCCACGUGGAUAAUUUCACCGACGAUCUCGAUGUACACCUUGGCAGCGGUGUGUACAACCGGGUUUUCUAUCUUCUUGUCCACGAAUACCAGCAGUCCAUCAAAGAAAUCUUCGGAGUCUUUCUGCACGCCAACCGAAUGUACUGGCAUCACAUGUCUGACUACCACAGCGCUGCCUGUGACGUCAUGAAGGCUGCCUACGAUCUGGGUCAAAAUGGCGCUCUCUUCCGCCGGGCUUUCAAAGAAGUAGGAAUAGAGGUCUGUGACACAGAAAGUCACAUCUUGGGUCUUCGGAUUAAUGAGCCUUACAAUAACAUCACCGUGGCAACCGAUGCAUCCCCGGUAUUUCGUUUCGUAUUUCCGGGGAACAUAGCAGAACUGACAGGCGUUGGUGUCAGCGCUAACAGCUUCGUGGGAGACGUGCACAUCGUCCUGAGCAACAAGAGUUGGGAUGCCGACGAGGAAGACCCGAAAAUAUUAGCAGAGGGCGACAACUUUGUCAAAGCUGAUAUCACAAGCAACUCAGCUGCUGUUCCUGUCUACAUCACCUUAUCGAAUGAGUCCAAAGUUCCUCUGACUGAGGUCACACUUAAAGCGUCCUUGCUACUGGCGGGAACAGAAUAAUUUCACAAGUAAUGAUUCAAUAUUCAAUAAUAGUAAUCCUAUCAACUUUCUGUUCUUAUAUGUAAAGCAUGACCUAGCAUAAAUAUUCUCCAAAUAUUUUACCGUCUACUUGAUAUUAUUGUGAGAUUUCAUUUUUCUUUCUUUCCCUCUGAGUGUGUGUGUGUGCACGCUCUACAAUCCUCAAUACGAUGUGGGAGAUGGCGGUAACUUGACUCCAACUGUGUCAAGCCUGUGACCUGGUUUUGAUUUCACUACUCAGCCCAUGGAGGUGUACAGGUGGAUUGUUGUCUGUCUGCCAAGACCAACGCUCUGCCUCUUGCGAAGUUCUCCGCUGUUAGUUUCGGCGAGCCUAAACAAAGAAUGUGACUAAACAGGAAUCUUUGCAGUAUCAUGCCUCGUUUUAGUAGUUAACUGGAAAAAAAUUCUUCCAGCAUUCCAGUAAUACAAGUUUGUGCUCAGCCUGUGACGGCGAACAAGUCAGCAACACUUGAAGAAUGCGUGAGCGAUUGGAAGUUUCUGGAAGGACAAGUGAGUAUUAUACAUUUUGUAAACGGGUGGCCAGUCGUUGACCUCCCGAUGAACCACGUUG
This is a messenger RNA of Pomacea canaliculata, 2612 nucleotides long. Its product is annotated as elastase-like. The transcript has 4 exons. Gene Ontology annotation, biological process: proteolysis. NCBI's taxonomy places the organism in Eukaryota, Metazoa, Mollusca, Gastropoda, Architaenioglossa, Ampullariidae. Bases 80 to 2023 code for a protein of 647 amino acids. Gene Ontology annotation, molecular function: metalloendopeptidase activity. The record is from RefSeq and is a predicted model, not a curated record.